UCUUCGUCUUGCGACGUUUCUACGUUGAACUUGUUUCGCGCACGUGAUAAUAAACAAAUCUAAAAAUUUCAACUGCAAGGAUUUCCCGUUUUCCUUGCGAUGACACUUUGUCGCAGUAUUCAAACAAAGCACGAUUCAUAAAUCUAUUUCUACGCAAUGUGUGCUUAAUUACGUCGAGAGAUAAAACUGAUAUUUGAAUAUGUAAGACGAAAAUAUUACUUACACCGCUCGGUAAUAAUGAGAUAGACAUCGCAGAUUGCGGUCGUGUGCUGUUUUCGUUUCCGAAAUGGUUACAGUAAAUGACACGCCAGAGAUUCAACGAGAUAAAUAUGGCAGGCGUUACGAAUUGCUGCCCCCCGAAGGUGGUUGGGGGUACAUGGUUGCCUUGGCCAUCACAACAUUUUUUAGCGUGACAAUUGUUCCAGUUGGAGUGUUUGGAAUGAUAUUUGGUGGAUUUCUGAAAACAAUCGGUGAUGAAACGUUUGGAACAACCAUGACCAAUGCGGUGUUUAAUUUUGUUCUCUCCGGUACUGGUCUGGUAUCAAAUCACAUGCUGCAGCACUACAGCUGCAGAAAAGUUGGACUUGCAGGAGCUGUGAUCUUUUUCAUCGGGGCUUUUGGUACUUGCUACGUCAACUCUUUGAUACAAUUGAUUAUCACCUGGGGAGUACUACAAGGUUUCGGUCUUGGUCUCAUGAUGCCGGCAUGUUUCACCUCGUUUAACGGCUACUUCAACAAGAAACAAACGUUCAUGAUGAGCGGAGCACAAACUCUUAUUGCAGUCAUAGCUAUGGGAUAUCCUUUCAUGAUAGAAAAAUUCAACGAAAGAUUCACGUGGAGAGAAACGCAAUUUGUGGUAGCCGGAUUAAGUUUACACUGCUUUGUUGCAAUGAUAUCACUGCAACCAGUGAAAUGGCACAUGAAAAAGAAAUAUUUAGAACCAAACGAAGCUGUUCUUAACAGUGGUCAUAGUCAUCUGGAAGUUCCCCAAGUGAGAAGUGGAAAUGUGACUCCUCGGAGUCUACGAGUAGGGAAUGAAAUCGAACCGCAACCUGGUGUUAAAAUUGCCGACGCCGGCAGCCACAGAAAUGCUAUCAGAUGGAUGGAGCGAGAGUUAAUAAGCAAUUAUGGGCAAAGGUGUGAACAGUUUAGGAGAUAUAGUGUGGAAUAUUAUAGAGUGUUGAAAACGGGGCCGUGGUGUUUUCAUCUGCCGACGUGUGGGCAUCGCGCAGCGCCGCCGAAUCGAAAAUGA
Dalotia coriaria is the source of this 1252-nucleotide messenger RNA. RefSeq names its product monocarboxylate transporter 3-like. Gene Ontology annotation, biological process: transmembrane transport. Gene Ontology annotation, cellular component: membrane. Bases 287 to 1252 code for a protein of 321 amino acids. Gene Ontology annotation, molecular function: monocarboxylic acid transmembrane transporter activity. The transcript is spliced from 3 exons. NCBI's taxonomy places the organism in Eukaryota, Metazoa, Arthropoda, Insecta, Coleoptera, Staphylinidae. The record is from RefSeq and is a predicted model, not a curated record.